Messenger RNA from Microtus oregoni (creeping vole), 948 nucleotides. RefSeq names its product basic salivary proline-rich protein 1-like. The record is from RefSeq and is a predicted model, not a curated record. The coding region runs from base 1 to 948 and encodes 315 amino acids. The transcript is spliced from 2 exons. NCBI's taxonomy places the organism in Eukaryota, Metazoa, Chordata, Mammalia, Rodentia, Cricetidae.
AUGGCCAGCCUAUCGCAUGAGAUCCUGCGCUUAAGCGUGAAACUACAGAAAGGAGAACAACAGCUGAAUGGAGAGUGGGGGAGGAAACAUCGGCUAUAUGGAGAUCCAAUUCAAGGGUCACAACCACAGUUAAGCAAGGCAUUUUUCUGUCCGUCGCCUACACCGCUUUCCUCCCACACUCGCCCCCAGUCCCGCCUUCCCCUCCCCCAGACGCCCCCCGCCGCCCCGCAUUCCUGCCCCCACUCGGGCCUGCGCGCCUCCGCACCCCGCAGCUCCAGGUCCCCGGUUCGCCCGCCCCCUCUGGCUCGGCUCGCAGCCCGAGGGCCGCCUGCUCCCAUUUCAAAACACGAUAAUAAUAGGGACGCUGGGAAUAACAACUACCACCAGCCCGGCGACGGGGCCCCUCCCGAGGGUCAGAGGUCGGCGCCCCGCACCACUGCAGACCCCAGGGACUCCGGGGAGCCCGCCGUCGCCCGCGCAGCUUCCCAAGACCCACUAACCCACCGCCGCCCCUCAACCCAGGCCCGCCCUCGAUCCUCACAGCCACCCCGGACCGCCCCGGGGACCUCCCUUAGCCCCUCACGGUCGCCAACCCUUGGGACGGCCCGAGGCUCGCCUCGGAGCCCGCCCUCAGACCCUCAUGGCCGCUCGCAGGACCCCCGCGGCCCACCGAGCAGCAUCUCGCGGGGCCCGGCCCGCCUUAGGGCACCCGCGGAGUCGGGCAGCGGAGGAGGCCUGCAGGCCGCAAGGCCGAGGGAACGCCCGGCGCCCGCCCCGACCACCACCCCCCAAGGUCCUCGGCGCCUCUCACCCGGCUCCGAGGGCGACGCGGUUCCGCGGCAGAACGGCGGCGGGGCGCGGGCGCUGCCCAUGCAGCCCGCGGCCGCGUUUCCCGGGCCUCGCGGCCCGGGCGGGAAGGCGGCGGCGCGCGGGCUGUGGGGCUGCUGA